Myripristis murdjan (pinecone soldierfish) is the source of this 7251-nucleotide messenger RNA. Its product is annotated as zinc finger MIZ domain-containing protein 1. The coding region runs from base 303 to 3614 and encodes 1103 amino acids. The transcript has 24 exons. Lineage: Eukaryota; Metazoa; Chordata; Actinopteri; Holocentriformes; Holocentridae. Gene Ontology annotation, biological process: protein sumoylation; regulation of transcription by RNA polymerase II. Gene Ontology annotation, molecular function: zinc ion binding; SUMO ligase activity. The record is from RefSeq and is a predicted model, not a curated record. Gene Ontology annotation, cellular component: chromatin.
GUAAUUUGACACUUCAACUUACUGCGCUCUCUCCUAGUUGAUUCAGUUACUCACCCACUGACGUUGAGCCCAUUCUCAGUGGCUGUGAGGGGGGAAGAUAUUUAAAAACAAGAGCCGAAAAUUACCGAGGACUUUCUCUGCUUAAUAAUCCGGGAUAGAAGACAGGAGGUGCUGGAGUGUGUCUCUUCCUAGCGUGUGAAUGGGUGGGGGGGUCCUUCGUGGUGAAGAAUCCAGGAUUGAAGUCAACAUAGAACGCUCCAGUUUAAUGGCUGGCAGGUAGAGGCCAAAGAGGGACAAUCAACAUGAACUCAAUACCGUCGAUGGACAGACACAUACAGCAGACCAAUGACCGUCUGCUAUGUAUCAAACAGCACUUACAAAACCCAGCAAAUUUCCAAACGGCAGCAACCGAGCUGCUAGACUGGUGUGGCGACCCCCGAGCCUUCCAGCGUCCCUUCGAGCAAAGCCUGAUGGGAUGCCUAACGGUGGUGAGCCGCGUAGCCGCACAGCAAGGCUUUGACUUGGACCUGGGCUAUCGGCUCCUGGCUGUGUGCGCUGCCAACAGGGACAAGUUCACUCCAAAAUCAGCAGCUCUGCUGUCUUCCUGGUGUGAGGAGCUGGGACGCCUCCUUCUCCUCCGUCACCAGAAGAACAGGCAGAACGAGCCUCCGGGAAAAGUGCCCAUGCAGCCCCCCAUGAGCUCCAUGAAGCCAAGCCUCUCACACGGAGAUGGGUCCUUUCCCUACGACUCGGUUCCCUGGCAACAGAACACCAAUCAGCCUCCAGGUUCCUUGUCUGUUGUGACGACUGUCUGGGGCGUGACCAACACCUCUCAGAGCCAGGUUCUGGGGAAUCCCAUGGCAAACAACAACAAUCCCAUGAACCCUGGGGGCAACCCCAUGGGCUCAGGUAUGUCUGGUAACAAUCCAGGGAUGAACUCACCCCAGUUCCCUGGACCUCAGCAGCAGUUCCCUAACAAAGGAAACUCCAACCAGGGCUACAUGCAGCAGAGCAUGUACGGGCGGCCAAACUACCCUGGUGGAGGAGGCUUUGGUGGCAAUUACCCUGGAGGGCCUAAUGCUGGACCUGGUGGUAUGGGCAUCCCUCCACACUCACGUCCUCCAUCGGACUUCACCCAGCCUGCUGCUGCUGCCGCUGCUGCCGCAGUUGCCGCUGCUGCUGCCACGGCAACCGCCACUGCCACAGCAACUGUGGCCGCCCUGCAGGAAACGCAGAACAAGGACAUGAACCAGUAUGGACCGAUGAGUUCCUCUUUCCAGAUGGGACCAAACCAGGCAUACAACAGCCAGUUCAUGAACCAGCCAGGGCCCCGUGGUCCUCCAUCCCUCCCUGGGAACAUGGGCACAGGCAUGAAUGCUUCCAACAUGAGUGGCCCACCCAUGGGAAUGAACCAGCCCAGGGGCCAAGGCAUGGGGCCGUUUGGGGCCCAUGGCCAAAGGAUGCCCCAGCAAGGCUAUGCAGGACCUCGGCCUCAGGGCAUGGGUAUGCAGGGCAUGAAAAGACCCUACCCAGGGGAGCCAAACUAUGGUGGGCAGCAGUAUGGACCAAACAACCAGUUCCCUAACCAGCAGGGGCAGUACCCCACACCCAACACCUCCAGGCCACUGCCGUCCCCUAAUUACCCCGGCCAGAGGAUGCCAGGACAGCAGAUACAAGGCCAGUACCCCCCACCCAGUGGUGCCAUGGGCCAGUACUACAAGCAAGAGCCACCUUUCAAUGGCCAAACCAAUAACUUUACUGGGACUGGAUAUCAAUAUAGCCAGGGCAACAUGAAUGGGCCACCCAGACCAGUGGGCAACUACCCCCACUCCCCAGUGCCAGGCAAUCCUACUCCUCCAAUGACCCCAGGAAGUAAUAUCCCUCCAUACCUGUCGCCAAACCAAGAUGUCAAGCCCCCUUUCCCUCCAGAUAUCAAACCAAAUAUCACUGCACUUCCUCCUCCUCCAGCCAACCCCAAUGAGGAGUUGCGCCUGACGUUCCCAGUUCGGGAUGGGGUGGUCCUGGAACCCUUCAGGCUAGAGCAUAACCUGGCUGUCAGCAACCACGUCUUCCACUUACGGCCCUCUGUACACCAGACACUCAUGUGGAGAUCGGAUCUGGAGCUGCAGUUCAAGUGCUACCAUCAUGAAGACCGUCAGAUGAACACCAACUGGCCAGCAUCAGUCCAAGUCAGCGUCAACGCCACACCCCUCACCAUUGAGCGGGGCGACAAUAAAACCUCUCACAAACCCCUGCACCUGAAACAUGUGUGUCAGCCAGGAAGAAACACCAUUCAGAUCACGGUCACUGCCUGCUGCUGUUCGCACUUGUUUGUGCUGCAGCUGGUCCACAGGCCCUCGGUUCGCUCUGUACUCCAGGGUUUACUGAAGAAAAGGCUUCUGCCUGCAGAGCACUGUAUCACCAAAGUCAAGAGGAAUUUCAGCAGCGUAGCAGCAUCGUCAGGCAAUGCCACUCUCAAUGGAGAGGAUGGCGUGGAGCAGACAGCCAUCAAGGUCUCCCUCAAAUGUCCAAUCACUUUCCGGCGGAUACAGCUUCCAGCAAGAGGCCAUGACUGCAAACACGUCCAGUGUUUCGAUUUGGAAUCAUAUUUACAACUGAAUUGUGAACGGGGCACGUGGCGAUGUCCUGUAUGCAAUAAAACAGCAUUGUUAGAAGGACUCGAAGUGGACCAGUACAUGUGGGGAAUCUUGAAUGCCAUCCAAAACUCGGAAUUUGAGGAGGUGACUAUUGACCCGACGUGUAGUUGGCGGCCGGUGGCUAUCAAAUCUGAUAUCCACAUUAAGGAGGAUCCAGACGGACCACUGGCUAAGAGAUUUAAGACCAUGAGUCCCAGCCAGAUGAUCAUGCCUAAUGUGAUGGAGAUGAUAGCACAGCUUGGCCCUGGCCCCUCACCGUACCCAUCACUCCCUGCUCAGCAAGGGGGCAACAAUGAAUACGGCAGCCAAGGCAACAGUUACCAGGGACACGGGAACUUUGACUUCCCACACGGCAACCCUGGUGGUACAUCAAUGAAUGAUUUCAUGCAUGGUCCCCAGCUGUCCCACCCACCAGACAUGCCCAACAACAUGAUGACCCAAGACAAGCCACUCUCCCACAACAUGCCUGACUCAGACCUGGUUCAUGUACAAUUGGGCAGCGUGAACCUAAACAAAGUGAAUGCAAAAAUCCAACAAAGCAAACUUUUCCAGUGUGGCUCCUACCAAAGAAAACAAAAUAUACCUCAUCCUGCCGGCACUGACCAGUCGCAUAGCUCAAUGCAGCAGGGCUUACACGCCUCUCCCCACCCUGGGAACCAAUCAGGGCAGCAGCUACACCACAGCGGCCCCCCUCAGCCCUCGCGACAGGCUCCACCCCCUCAGCAACAGCAACAACAGCAGCAACCGCAGCCGGGCCCUAACAACCAUCCACACGGCGACCUGGCCUUCAACCCCGCCAACAGCUUGGACAGCCAGGCAGGGUCGGACAUGCCUGAGCCUUCUUUAGAUCUUCUUCCAGAGCUUGCCAACCCAGACGAGCUGUUGUCCUACCUGGAUCCCCCGGACCUCCCCAGCAAUAGCAACGACGACCUUCUCUCGCUCUUCGAAAACAACUGAGGCGAUUCAGACACACACAAAUAUAAACUUUUCUGACUGCCUGCCGUUUUCCCGAGACCCAGGGCAGUCGCCCAGUACUUGAUAAACACAAAGAUGCACUCCCUUUCUCUUCUUCCUCUUGUACAGUUUUCAUUCGCCAGCGCAGAUUGACUGAAAGAGGUUCAAACUCAAACACACGGCGGUAUGCGAGGUCAGCCUGCCCUCUUGCCCUGUGGCGAUACCUUUGAACUGUGCAGCUAUAUUCAGUUGAUUUUUUUAUGCCACACAGGUGUAUGUGUGCACAUUAGGAAAGUGUUGUAGCAUUUUUUAUUCAUAUUUUGUUUCCUUUGAGAAGAAAAGGAACCCAUUGUAUAAAACAGAAAAAUAACUGAAAAAACAUGCGCUAUCUGGCCAGUGUGCAUUAUGUCCAUAUUGUUAUUCCAAUCUGAGAGGCCACAGCUUCCCAGUGUCACAGCUCCUUUCCCAGACUGGUUAGUAGCACUGUUUUGUCUGCCACACAUCAUUUAAAAGCACAAGAGAUUAUGGCAAUGCAAAAAGAAAUAAAUAUCUCUAUUUACAGAAGGAAACAAGUGACAUGAUCAAUUAGAAAGCUCAGCUUUUGUCUGUCCUCAAAAUGUUUUUUUUUUUUUUUUUUUAUAACUUUUUUGCUAUUCCCUCAAGACUUUAAAAAGAUUUUUGGGGAAUGAUCGGCUUCCACUUUGUCUACAAUUAUUAUUGUGAUAUAUAUAUAUUUUUGUCAAAAAGAGAUAUCCCUGCUUUUCAGUCCUCUUAGGGUUGACAGCUGGAAUGGAGAGGAUUUUGGCCUGCCAUCUCCCGAGAGAGGCAAAAACAAACACUGUGUUUGUACUGCAAACCAAGAAUAGCAUAAUUGUACUUCUACUCAUUGUAUAGUUAUCAUCCUCUUUUCAUAGGGGAGUGAUAUUCAUGGAAAAGGAAGGUACAAUACGAGAGAAUGGGGUUCCUAUGACUAUCCUGCUGCGUUUGUUGCUUCUAGCUAGAACUCCUUCCAUGCUGUCUGCUCUGCAUGAGCCCAGCGUUGCUCGUGUCAGCAUUUUUGCAAUGUUGCAUCUCUCUCCCUGUUAAAUGAUGUACUGUUUAAGUAGUCUACAAAGUGCAUGUGUGCCAAGCCCUAGUCUAGUGAUAUUCCAAGUGGUAAAAGAUGGUGUGGUUUUAUCAGUUGCUGUUUCCACAGCCCUUUGUUUGUAUGUUUGUUUUUCAUUUCUGUCUGAUUUAGUAUGAUUUAUUUAACACUAACAUUGAAGGGAUAAUGCUGAUAUCAGCAGUACAUUUAUCAUGUAUUUGCUGGUGAUAUUGUGUUUGUGUUGAUUUUUUUCUCCUCUUUUUUUUUUUUUUUUUUUUUUGCUGCAAAAUUAAACUAUCCAUAAAUCUUUGGGAAACUGCUCAACAUCACCAAAGUCGGGGGGAUGAGAGUGGAGAUGUUUGUGUUUGCUCGUUUCUGUAUGGCUGUAUGUGUGUGUGCGCGUGCAUAUCUGAGUGUGAGUGUGUGAGUGUGUGUUUGUGUGUGUGUGUGUGUGUGUGUGUGUGUGUGUGUGUGUGUGAGACACUGCUGGUGUGAUAGGAGGUAACACCCAUUUCAAAGAUACAGGGGAAGACAAGUACAGUAUCCAUCACUACUGUUCAAGAUGUGGUUUUUAAAAGCAGUAUUGGAGCAGACCUUUUGCCACAUUUGUUUUCAAUUUCACUUAUUUGAGAAGAGUGCUGUUCAGUAUGCAAAUGUAUUAUUUUUUAAGAAAAGCUAUUGUACUGUAAAUAUCAUUGUGAAUAUUUUUGUAUCAUCUUGAUAAUGUUUGUCCUUUCAUAAGUAGUCGUCCAUCCUAACCAUGUAUGCUCCCAAACUCCAUCUGACCACUGACUUUGUUUGUAACCAGCAUACAAUAAUGUUUCUUCUCUGCUGACCGCUGGGCAAGCCAGUCCAAAUGUCUCAUAAGCUAUUUCCUGCAGGUCAUUGUGCUUUCCAUUCACUGCUCCCCCAGUGCACUCAGUAAGGAUCUAUAGUUAUCGACAGAUGUCUCACUCUGUCGCUGUUUUUCCAUGGUCCCCAUCCCGGCGUCACACCAAGACGGUCAUGUCAUCUAAUUUCAAAUUUCAAAUGUCAAGCUCAGCUCAAAGCAAUAUUUUCUUUAAUGCUCAGACGUAUUCAAAUGAAAAUGAUCAAUGUUGUCUAUUCAUGAAUUUAACAUUUUAUCAGUAAUGAUGAACAAUAAUGGCUUCAAAAGCUGUGGUAGCAGCUGGCUUUCAGUGUAAUUAGUCAACCAUGUGAAUAUCAUAAUUGUUGCUAAUUGUCAAUACACGAGUGGUAUUUUAAAGAAAUUCACAAUAUUGUUUUUAUUUUUGUUAUAGAAAAUGUGGCUUUUUUAAAAAAGCUUGAGACAUAUACAUUUUUUAUCCCAAUUUUGUUUCUUUUUUUUUUCUUUUGGUAAAUUAUUUUGUACUGGUUUUCUCUCCUAUUAAACUGUAAGGUUAGAUAUAUGUAAUUUCUUUCAUCUGUAGCAAUGUGCUGAUGAGAAACACCUUGGUUAUGUUAACAUUAUUUUAAACUUCAUUAUGUUUUCGAAAUAUGAUUUGCUCCAGCACAACACGGCGACGUGUUUUUUCCUUCAUAUUUAAGUUGCAGAGAUGUCAGCCUCACACCGGUGAAAUCCAAACGUCAUCAUUUAACAGUACACUGCCACAUUGGUUGUUUUUCGCUCUCUGAAUUGAAACCUUCGAUCAAUCCCAUGGAAAUAGCGAUCAUUUCACAUAUUGUUCUUUACAUAUGAGCCAAUUUUGUGUAUUAGGCAGCACCCCAAAUCUGUAGUUGCACAAUCAUGAUAAAGGGCCAUUUCUCUGGGGGAAGUUGUUAAAAAAUAGAAAAAUAAAAAAAAAUAAAAAUACUGAGAGGAAGGGCACGUUCAUCUAUUAAGGCCUAGGGAGGAUCUUUUGGGCAAGGCUAGGUCAAAGUGGGUAAACGUCCCAAGGAUGCCUGUAUAUAUGUAAAUGAUUAUAGAGACAUGUGAACAGAAAUGUAUUCAUUUUCCCUGGGAAUGUGCAUUGUUUCUUCAGAAUAAUAAAAAGCUUGCAACCCCUCUACUGGAAGUGGCUGAAUAUGGAAAAUGAAACUUGUUAGUUAGUGUCUGUGGGUAUCUCAGCAUUUUGUUCCCCCUCUGUAAUAUACUUUGACCUCUUUUGUUAGGGGAACUGGGACAGCUCUGUUUUACAUGUAAUAUUUAGCCUAAGUGUUCUAGUCUGUCACCUGCAUACUCUGAGGUGCUAAACUUAAAAAAAAAAAAGAAAAAAAGUUACAAAGAAAAUACUGGGGGACGGUUGGAGGGGUGGGAGAAAGGCGUCUUCGCUGGGAGGGAUGGGUCCAGAAGAUUGUAACCAAAUCCAUAGUUUGUACAAUUUUUGAUAUCAUGAGCAGAUGGAAAGAAAAAAAAAUGGUACAAUCUAAGGUGAUUCAUGCAAUGUGGCCAUUGUCUCUAUGUUUGUACAUUGUAUGUACAAUCAUUUCAUAUUUUAAACUGGUCAGAAAAUAAAGGAACUAAUUGUGAUUUUUAGUCUUGCAGAAUUGUAUGUAGUUAGAUGAUGUGACAACCUAAUAUUUAUCUAAUAAAUAUGUAUUCAGAUGAUACCUGUA